This is a messenger RNA of Chaetomium globosum CBS 148.51, 1326 nucleotides long. RefSeq lists its product as uncharacterized. The transcript has a single exon. Lineage: Eukaryota; Fungi; Ascomycota; Sordariomycetes; Sordariales; Chaetomiaceae. The record is from RefSeq and is a predicted model, not a curated record. The coding region runs from base 1 to 1326 and encodes 441 amino acids.
AUGGACAACAUCUUCUCCAGCGAUGAUGCCCGCUUUGGCGCUCUUGGCAUCCCGCCCUUCUUCAACGUACCGGCACUGCCAACCAUUGUGGCCGAAUGGGCCGCCAUCCUCCCCCUAGUCUCUCACCUCGCUAGCUAUCGUGAUGAUUACGCCAUCGCUGGCAGGGUCGCCCUCAAGGGAAAAGUCGCGAUUAGCGUCUUUCCGAAACUCGGCACUCUGUCUGGCCUCUCCCGUCUGUUGCGGAACCCCCGCAAAUUCCUCGACCACGCGAGCGCGCGUGGGGGGACGAGCCGCAGCGUCUGGGAUGUCCGAUACGGCAGCUCGUUUCCUUGCAGCAACGGCGCUGCCAUCGAUCUGCUCAUCGACUAUCUCCAGUCGCGCAGGCCGCCCAAAACCAUCAAGAUGCCAGAGAAAAUGGACGAUGACCCGGCCAUCACGGGGCUUCAUACCAAGGAAAAGGCCGAUGCUCGCCACUUCCGCCGUUACCAGACCCUACGCGUCUUGAGCUGCAUCCGCGGUCCGCGUCCGGCCCCCCGGUUGCUACCCAAGUAUUCCACAACUAUCAUAUAUCUGCUCUAUGCAAUUUGCGCGCUUGGUUGUACUGCCGUCCUCGCUCUCAGCGGGGCAUACGGCACCACAGCUGUGCUCUUGUGUGCGACGUUCUCCAACAUCGCCGCAAGUUUAAUCGUAACCGUCGCUCGCCCCCCCGGAUACCUAGAGCACCACAAUCCCGGGCCCACGGGGUUCAUGCUUGCCGCUCCAAACCACAACGCGCUCGAGUGGGACCUUUUUAUCGGUGAUCGCGGCGUUGUUGACUCCCUUAUGAACAAGAGCCUAUUCUGGAUCCCCCAGACCCGCGGGACAACCUGGUUCGGACGCUGGCUGCAGAUCGGCGACACGCUGCAGCUGGCUGCCAUGACAUUCACGGCGGCCCAGAAGGGAUGGGAUGGCGUGUGCAUGGCGGGCUUGCUCUUUGUCACUUGGAUCAUCGAGGUUUACAACGGUCGCGACACAAACCUCGUGCAUGAUUGGUUGCGUCAGGAGAGCGUUGUCGUCGAGAUGAAAGAGUUUGAAUUUAGCGGGCGGUUCAACAUGUUGGGGACCAUCCAGCUCCUGACCAAGACCGAGGUAACUUCGUGGAUGGAUGACAUUUUGGCACCGCACCCGAGAAGGGAGGCGUGGCUAAGACGACUUAUUCACAAUGAGAAGCCUGACCCGGAAAUAUGGAAUCCUAGCGAUAUUGAGAGGAUCGAAGUCGGUGCUGGUCUGUGUGCGAAGAUGGCAGGAAUCAUUCAGCGCGAGUUUGCGCCAACCCCUGGGGUUUAA